Messenger RNA from Funneliformis caledonium, 181 nucleotides. Lineage: Eukaryota; Fungi; Glomeromycota; Glomeromycetes; Glomerales; Glomeraceae. The record is from the annotation of a GenBank genome assembly.
ACCUAUAUCAAAAAUAAUAAACCAAUGACCGUGCCUACUACCUCAAGACCAAGAAGUCCUAUAUGUAAAGCUUCAGCGAAUGACCGCGCCAAAAGUGAGAAUUAUCUUCUGGCCUUUAAGGUUCAGAGUGUUCAUUCAGAGAUUCUUUUGGGUGGUUUCUUAGUUUCGUUCUCUUGGAUAG